Periophthalmus magnuspinnatus is the source of this 3067-nucleotide messenger RNA. RefSeq lists its product as uncharacterized. NCBI's taxonomy places the organism in Eukaryota, Metazoa, Chordata, Actinopteri, Gobiiformes, Gobiidae. Bases 25 to 2355 code for a protein of 776 amino acids. The record is from RefSeq and is a predicted model, not a curated record. The transcript has 13 exons.
UGGGGCAGAUUUCAGGAGGUAAAAAUGGAGGCAGGCGAAGUGCUAUUUUUGAUAAUUUCCUUUUUGAUACAAACAGCUCACGGGGUCGACUUCUACGGGCACAGCGUCACGGUUUUGCCCUUUCAGAGGAAGUCAGAUGGGACAAUGCAGCUGGGAUUGGUGAGCAGGGAAAAUGGCCGCGCAUCCUGCUCCAAUCAGGUGUCAUACUUGUGUGAUGGUGGAGCGUGUGGGAACUUCACUAAAGGCGUUGCCCUGGAAACAACUAAUGACACCACUGGGAAACAGCGCUGGUGUCAAACGGAGCAGGAAUCCACCACCCAGCUAACGGCUAAUGCUAAAAAUGUGUCUCUCAGUGCCUCUGGCUGCUGCUGGGCGUCUAAUGUGAAUACUGCACAGAGGUGGAGAGCCGCGGCUCACAUGGAUUUGGGACAACGCUCCGACACUUUCGCGAUCAACCACUGCCCUGUCACAGCCACUGUCUCCUCCAUACGAGUUCCUCAGAACUGUUUCACAACCGUUCGUCUCUUGGCUCAUGAUCCAGAUGGUGAUGAAGUGAAAUGUCGCCUUACAAAUAUCUCUACAGCUAAUAUUGUGUUAGACGAGAACAAGUGCUCGCUGAGCUCCAGCGGGAACCUCAGUGUGGGGGUACAUGUGUUUGAGGUGAUCAUGGAAGACUAUCCACUCAGAAACAUUACAAUGUCAUAUGUGGACGGAACCGUGAUGCAGCUCAACGUGUCUGACCCAAACAUGGACCCCAUGUGCAGUGUCAAAAUGCUCUUCUCACUUGAAGUGCUGUCGCCUCUGCCCAGCUGUGAGUUGGGACAUGUCCAGCCCAUGUUUCUGUCGAAGACGCCUUCACAGGAGACUCUGAUCUACACUUCAGUGGGACAGAUGCUCAGCAUCUACGCAGAGGCCCAGGCUCACCACAACAGCAUUAAGGACUUCCAGAUCAGCGGUCCUCGUAACAUGACCAAAGUGUUCAAAGACAACUCUCUCGGACGCGCGGAGGUCACUCUGAGCUGGACCCCACAGCAAACGGAUCUCUACAGACAUGUGCCAGUCUGCUUCACUGCGGAGACUGAUGAAACCCAAUCGGAGAUGAGAUGUGUUGUCAUAGUGGUGACCAAAUCCACUAUUACUCAAGGAAAGGCAGACGUGAUAUGCCAAUCCAACAAAAUGACGGUGUCCCUGGAAAAGGCAUCAAUGCCAGGGAUUGAUGUGAACUACCUGAUGCUCCUGGACAAAUCGUGCUCCCUCACCUCCAACAGCAGUCACAUCAUGGGCACCAUCACCUUCAGCACCUGCGGAACCAAAAUCGAAGACAAGGGUGACUUUAUUGUUUUCGCCAAUGAAAUCGACUCUUUUGAGCUCCCCUCUGAGGUCAUCACCAGACGAAAGAUGGUCAAGAUCGGCUUCUCCUGCCAGUUCCCCAAAUUUCUCAGUAUCUCCACCUAUUUCAACCUGCAUCAGGAUGACUACAUCUUCACAGAGUCCACCUUUGGCAGUUUUGGAUACACAUUUGAGAUUUACAAAGACAAAAACUUCACCCAGAAGGUUCAGCCUGACGAGUACCCAGUGCAAGUGAAGCUGUUUGAUAUGAUUUACAUGAGUAUCCAGGCCAAGUCGGACCUGCAGAAAGUCACUAUGUUUGUGGAGUCGUGCAAAGCCACUCCAGACGACAACCCAGGCAACAACCUGUACUAUGACAUCAUCAAGGAUGGGUGUCAGAAAGAUGAGACGUUAUCAGUUAAAACCUCUACAGAUACUACAUUCAACUUUGAAGUUCAGGCCUUCAAGUUUACAGGAAACAAUGACCAGGUCUACAUCACAUGCUCAGUCAUCUUGUGUGAGAAGGACAGCUCAUACUCCAGGUGUUCUCAGGGCUGUGUGGAAAAUGCUAACCAAGCCAGACGGAGACGGAGACGUGGGGUUGCCAAGCAGACUGUGGACCACCAGAUUACCCAGGGGCCUUUGCACUUCAUGGGAGAGGCCUUCCCUGCUAAUGAUUAUGACAGAGAAGAAGACUUAGGAUUCAUAGCUAAACAAAAUCUGAACACCACUCCACCGGUUGUAAAUUAUCACCAGGAGAGAAAAACACUCAGGACCCAGGCAUCAGGACCAAGGCCUCGUCCUACAGGGUCUGUCCGUGUGAGAGGGGCAGAAAAGGAGGAUGAUGAUGGUGACGAUGAUGAAGAUGAGUACCCUAAUCUCCGAGCCCUCCUCAGCUCAAACCUCGUCACUGUGAUCUUCGCCUCAGCCUUCUUCAUCUCUGUCAUUGUCAUGGUGAUCCUUGUGUGCUACUUAACCAAGAAGAGUAGAGCGGAAGACAUGAAACUGCUGCUCGAUUCUGAAUAAACACACACACAUACAUAUAAACACACACACCAACAAAACUCUAUACGUUAUUGCUAUAUAUGUAUUACAUUCAUUCUAAUUUGGCCAUUUUUUAUGAAGGAGCCAUCAAACUGCUGUAAUUUUGAGAUGAAAAAAAAAGAUGAACAGACAUAACACUGGGGACGGGAUUGGGGGUGGUAAUGCAUUUAUUUCUAUGGUGGAUAGGCUAAUCAUUUUUUAGAUUGUUUGAAAUGUCAAAAAAAAAAAAUUCAGAAGCCUGUGGUUAAUAUGUUCAUGGUCCUGUUAAGGUGUUUGAUUUCAACAAAAAGAUGAGUGCAAUUUACAAAAAACAAAACAAAACAAAUUGUGUUAAAUCAAAGCUCGAAUAGUCGAACGCAUUAAGAACCCAAAAGGUACUAUAAUUAUUAGAUUAAUCAUUUUAUAAAUUUUUCCCCCACUUAACUAACAGUAAUAUAUAAUUUGAUUGAGAUGAAGUCCUCAGGCAGAAGAAAUACCAUUUAACACCAUUGUGUGUAACUACAAAACAAAUGUCACUGAUUGUGAUAUUGUUAGAAAAAAUACUUAUUUAUAAAUUGUAAGCACAAUAUUUUAAAACAUUUAUAGAAGAGUUUAAUUCUGCAUCUUAAGAAAAUAAAUGUAAAUAUUUGAAGAAAUCUGAAAUAUUAUUUGGUUCUGCUUUUUCUGGUUUGGAAAUAAAACAUUUAUCAAGACG